AUGGGGCUGAAACACUACGGCUAUGGGGCGAUGCCUUGGGUCGAAGAGACGCUCGCGAGCUAUCUCUCGCCCGAGUCUGCAUCAUCCCUCAAGACUCCGACAUUGCCCACCAAACCUUUAAAAACAACAUCGGGCUUGGUGAGCAAGGCUUAUUCGGCAGCAGGUCAGGCUGCAGCUUGCCUUCAUACAAUGUCCAUAUUGCAAGCUUACCAGGCUGACCUGCUGGGGGAGAUAGAUGAGAGCGGGGAAGCGACAUUUGAGUCCAUACAGGAGCUUAGGAAAGAGAAAGACAAGAACAUCCUUAUGGAUGCGCCGCUGUCUCCUGUGGGCCUAUUCGGCGACGUAGUAUCAUCUGUCGUCGAUAGGUUCCAGGAGACACGUAAACAAUCAGCGGCCUUCCAGAGAUUCCUUCCCCGCCGUAUCCAUCCCCCCGAGGCUGCUGAGCGGGAGCAGCCUCGGCCGUCAGCCAGCUCCUCGGUGCAUAGAGCGCAGCAGAAAGCCAGUGUGGCCACCCGUGCUCCGCCGCAGAGAUUUUGGGGACCAGGGCGGUCAACACAGGCAAAGCCUUCCAGGGGUGUGUUUGGUGUUGAUGAAGAGAAGUUAUGGAUAGAGGGAUUUUCAAUCACUCUAAACUCUGAUCUUACUGAAAUGAUGAAAGAUGAUGUGAUUCAGUGGAAGUUUGGAAAUGAAAACACUUUAAUAGCUGAAAUCAAUAAACGGGCCGACAGAAUCACUGUAUAUGAUGAUGUUCUUGAUGGGAGAUUCAGAGACAAACUGAAGCUGGACAAUCAAACUGGAUCUCUGACCAUCACAGAGACCAGAACUGAUCAUGCUGGAGUUUAUCAACUAGAGAUCAACAGUGUGAGAAAGAGAUUCAAUCUCACAGUCGCUGCUCGUCUGCCUGUUCCUGUCAUCAGCAGUAACUCUUCACAAUGUUCUUCAUCAUCAUCAUCAUGUUCAUUGGUGUGUUCAGCUGUGAAUGUGAGUCAUGUGACUCUCUCCUGGUACAAAGGAAACAGUUUAUUGUCCAGCAUCAGUGUGUCUGAUCUCAGCAUCAGUCUCUCUCUACCUCUGGAGGUGGAAUAUCAGGAUAAAAACACCUACAGCUGUGUGCUGAACAAUCCCAUCAGCAACCAGACUCAACAUCUGGACAUCACUCACCUCUGUCACACACGUUCAGACUCUGUCCACUGUUGUGGUCCUACUGAAGCUGUGAUCCGAUUGGUCCUCUCUGCUCUGGUGGGCGUGGCUACUGUCAUUAUUCUGGUUUAUGACAUCAGAUCCAGAAGAGCUGAACGAGAUCAAGCUCAUAUUCACACAUCAGGAAGUAUUGAAAUCUAAAGCAGAACGCUGAUCUUUAAAGAUUCUUCAAGUGUGAAUUUUGAUCUUCUAGUGUUUUUGUUGUAAUAAAUACUGAUGAUUAUUUGAGCUUCUCUCUUUCAGUGUCAGAUUUAUUUAAAAUCUUAUUUGUAAGGCUUUAUUGUUUAUAUUUCUCUCUCAUACAAACACAUUAAUAAAGAGACACACAGAUCUCACUUUACUAAUUCUGCUGUUCAUCUGUCAUAUGUAUUUGCUUGCUUUUAUCAAUAAAGUUUUCUCAC
This is a messenger RNA of Megalobrama amblycephala (Wuchang bream), 1601 nucleotides long. Its product is annotated as SLAM family member 9-like. The record is from RefSeq and is a predicted model, not a curated record. The transcript has 6 exons. Lineage: Eukaryota; Metazoa; Chordata; Actinopteri; Cypriniformes; Xenocyprididae. The coding region runs from base 1 to 1341 and encodes 446 amino acids.